Molecule: messenger RNA, 3512 nt
Organism: Biomphalaria glabrata
Lineage: Eukaryota; Metazoa; Mollusca; Gastropoda; Planorbidae
Exons: 7
Coding region: 433-2376 (647 amino acids)
Biological process (GO): cell differentiation; regulation of transcription by RNA polymerase II
Cellular component (GO): nucleus
Molecular function (GO): sequence-specific DNA binding; DNA-binding transcription factor activity, RNA polymerase II-specific
Source: RefSeq, a predicted model, not a curated record
GAAAUUAUGAAAAAGUUAAAUUGCGAAUAGGUAUUGUGGAUUAGAUUACCAGAGUUUACCAAAGUCCACAUGUCUACAGUUUCGCAAAUUUCGCAAGUGUUACAGAUUAUUGCUUUUAAUUAGCUAACUAUGUUGGCAGUCUUGUGGAAAUUGUUGUCACGUGACUCUUGGCAUUCAGAGAUUGUGUCUGUAUAUCAGUAACUGAUAGAUUGCAUAGUACAGUAGCGUACAAAGCCAGAUGCAAAGUCUACAUGUGCUUGACCUCCCCUUCCCCUAAUGUUCUUCCUUUCCGCGACAUGCGCUUUUCUAGCUUCUAGUAGGAAGUAGACUUCAUUAGGAACUAAGAAGCCUCUCUGCUCAGUGGUUUUCAAUGUUCUUCCGGACCCACUAGCUGGCUAAGGGUGUGGAGAACUUUCUGGAAUACGCAGGUUAAUGAGAGACCCCAUCAUGAGCUACAACCACAGCACCACUUUUCUCAGUCAACUGUGGAGGAACUAUCCAGCACAUCUCCUUGAAGAUGCUGCUUACUUUCGAUCCUACAGUUAUGGAAGAUCUGGAGACUUAAAUGGUCUUCUGUGUCCACCUCGGUCCACUUACUUACAGUCCUUCCCACACCACCAUCACACCCACUUUCACCUUUAUCGACGACACCGUAUGGCCGCGAGGUCCACAGCCAUGGACUCCAACAUAACCCUCUGGCAGUUCCUCCUUGAGCUGCUCCUGAACAACCAGCACCAGAACAUAAUCCACUGGACUAGCCAGGAAGGAGAGUUCAAGCUGGUGAACGCCGAGGAAGUGGCCAGGCUGUGGGGGCUGCGUAAGAACAAGCAGAACAUGAACUACGACAAGCUGAGCCGAGCUCUGCGCUACUACUACGACAAGAACAUCAUCAAGAAGUCGCUGGGACAAAAGUUCGUCUACAAGUUUGUCUCUUUCCCAGAGAUCGUCAAGACUGAGACGAAGGUGCCUUUCAAGGUCAAGAUGGAGUCCCUCGCUCACGAGUAUGGCCAGAGGGUGUUGCCACACUUUGCCUCAUACAAUCCACAGGAAAUCAAAGCCAGCCAAGACGCUGCUUUGAAGUAUUCCCUACAGAAGCAACAGUCCAGCCAGCAGACACAUCAUGGGCCUAAGUCCAGGCACAGCGCGGAGAGCGAGGAGAAGUCUUUCAUGAAACACGAGAAGUCCUUCGCGAAGCAUGACCCGCCAUUUCUGAAGCACGACGUCCCUUUGACAAAGCACGAAGCAUCUGAUGAUGAAAACCGGGCCCGCCAACGCUCAGCUGACCAGGAAAAGAGGUCUCCAGAGAGGCUGAGCCCGAGAGAGUUAAGGGAGAGGGAGCGAGAGAGGGAUGAGAGGGAGAGGGACAGAGAAAUGAGGGAGAACAUGGACCCCCACAGGCUCUCUACUCACGCCCCUGGCCUCUCUCACCAGCUCAUAGCUCCACCCCCUUCCCAUCAUCAUCAUCAUCAUCACUUGCACGUGCCGCUACACCAUCACCACGCCCACCAUUCUUUUGGCCACAGGUCAGAAGACGAUGACAUCAGCAGAAUCCCUCGCCCAUGGCAGCCUUUGUACCUUGAGCCAUCGCACCCUUACCGCGACCGGGAGCCUCUUGCGGCUCCGCCACCUCCACGCACUUCGAGCAGCGGAAGCAGCUGCCACAACAUCCACAGUGCCAUGUACAGCUCCGGUUCUAAACCGGAAAUCCGGGUUUGCAGCCCUAGAGGAAGGAGCGCCAGUCCUAUUAUCAGCCACGGCAGGAGGGACUUUUCCCCACACCGCAGCAAUCCGUCGCCGCCUAUGACACCCAUGAACUUGGUGAAGACCACGCCCUCUUCAUCGUCAUCCAUGACUCCGCCUUCGACCAUGAUAGCCACUUCCUCGAGGUCUUCAUCGCCCCUGUCACUUGUGCCAUUAAACUACAGCAGUAACCACCUGACAACCUCUUCGCCCACGAGGGCAUCCAGCACGGCGCCAACCAAACCGAAACCCAGCCCCAUCAGCCUAGGGGUGCCUCCUUCUCUCAGCUCGGGGCCCUUGACCAACUCCCCCCUGACUCCUGCGUCCACACAAAUGUCCAUUCUGUCCCCCACUGCCAAGCAUCCUAUGUCGGCCUACCACGCCAUCCCCACCCCAUUGUUCCUGUCCAGCCCCAUGCACCCUGUCCACUUCUGGACAUCGCUGAGUCCGGUCACAACGCUAAGCCCACGGAUGAACUCGUCUGGCUCCGCCUUUCAGUUUCCUGGCUUCUUAAGUGGCGGCCUGACUUUCUCCCCGCUGAUGGGAAGCUUUACAGCGUCGUCCACGUCAGGAGUAGACAAUUUGGGCACACCUGGACUUGUAUCCACACCCACUCGGACUAUUCCGGUCUUGUGACAAUGAAUGCUAUGCUUACCGUGGUCUUCGAGACUAAACCUGAACUCCAGAAAACCAAACUUUAUGCACUUUAAAUCUAUCCGAAAUCUCCUCUCAAGAGUAGCUGCAGGAGCUCAUCAAACAAUUACACAAAAAACAAAACAAAAAAAAAACUCAACCAAAAGUACUUCCGGACUCUCCAGUGGAUGCUCAUUGGUUCUCACUUCACUGUACUGCACACAUGUACCCCCAACUUGACCAGAGCCGUAGCUGCCUCUGUGCUGAAGGUUCAGAUAAUUCCCUGAUGUUGUAUUAUUUUCUGUUUCUUUUUCCUAAACAUCUUAGUGUGUUAACACUACACAUUAUUCAACGAUGCACACCAAAUCAUUACGUGUGCUAGUAAUCUGCUUGGAUUUGUACUCAAAGGAGCUAAUAUAUUAUUAAGUAUCAACACAUAUGUAGAGGUAUACUGCUAUAUUUUUGUUACCCCCAGCCUUUCUCUAUUUCUCCCUGUCUUUCUCCCUCACUAUUUCUGUGCCUUUAGCAUACAUUGUGUAAAGCAUCGCGGUUUAAAUGCCAUUCGGUUUCUUCGAUUAACCUACUAAGUUAAAUCUAAUAUUGGGGAAUACCCGGUAACCUCUUUCUCGCUGCACUAGUAGCCGUUUCAUUAAUUGUAUUCCUACACCCGUAUGUGCUGAAAAGCUUUGUCACUUGUACCACUGACAACUUGGGAACUACUUCUUUCCAAUGCUAGAAGACACAGGCGUAAUCCGUCAGCUCACUGAUAUGAUGGAUAGUGUAAAAAAAAAAGGCUGAAAAUAUAACAAGUUAGUCGUGGAUCUAUAUUGUCUCUUUGGUUCAUGAUGCUUGCGGGUAUGAGAAUUAUAUUAAUAUAGCCAUGGACAUGAAAGAAUUAACACCGAGUAUGACAUUUUAGACUUGAUAUCUCGAGCGAACGGAAGUACGUCGUCGUCUGACGAUGAAACCGCGCUACCCACUAGGUGUCGCAUCUUUCGACUCAAGACAUCCCGAUGUCUGUAGCUUGAACCUCUGUGCACUGGCCUACAUGUGCACACCUAGAUUGAUCUCUUUAUGGGAAAGUGCACUGACUGUGCUGAAUGCUCGUUGUAAUAGGCAUUUAAAAAAAAAAAAUAUUU